Messenger RNA from Acanthaster planci (crown-of-thorns starfish), 1457 nucleotides. RefSeq names its product SREBF pathway regulator in golgi 1 (gene spring1). The record is from RefSeq and is a predicted model, not a curated record. Gene Ontology annotation, biological process: positive regulation of SREBP signaling pathway. NCBI's taxonomy places the organism in Eukaryota, Metazoa, Echinodermata, Asteroidea, Valvatida, Acanthasteridae.
UAGUACUGGAGCUGUAUACGAUACGACUAGUACGAAAAUGGUCCUAGAAAUUUCCUCUUUUCCUACGAAACACCAUCCAAAGCUCUCAUGUUUCCAGCGAAGAUUUUGCGAAAACGUUGGGUGCUGGCGGUGAUAUUUAUAUUUUCGUUGUUUUACUUCUUAAAUAGCACAUUUAAUCAGGAAGUUCCAAUUGGUGUGAUCAGCGACAGGUUCGGUGACCUGCCGCACACCACUCUGCAGUUGCAGCUGAGGGCAGGUGGCGAGGCCAUUGAUCAGAACAACUCCUCCAACUGUCAAAAUUCACAGCAAGGGCACAGCCUGGUGGUAGACAACCGAGGGUUUGUGUGCCCAAGGGAAGCCGUCCAGACCAAUUCCUGCUGCGACCCCGAGCACCGACUUUCGCUGCGUUACACCUGCGAAGGCUGUCGCAGCAGCACCAACUGCUGCUCUGUCUACGAGAACUGCGUGUCUUGUUGCAUGCACCCUGAGAAGGAGGAUGUAGUGCAAGGUGUGCUUGGCAAGGCCAGUAACACAUUCAAACUGUUAUUCCGGGAGGUGAACAGUCAAUACGAGUUCUGCCUCACCAAGUGUCGCACAUCAUCAGAGAGUGUGCAGCACGAGAACACCUACAGGGACCCUGUGGCCAAACACUGCUUUGGAGAGAGCCCCCCAGACCUCAAACCACCUAGCUAGUGCACCCAACGCUCAUCGGUACCCUUUCACCACAUUCUGCAGAAUACUACCUCUGUCUGUGUACCUCAUAGUCCAACUGACGGAACAGUCCAUAGUGACCUCAUCAAUCACUAGAGUCCAGAUGCAAGGGGAUUGGAGUUUGCUGAUGUGAAUUAAAGAUGCAACAGUACUGACUAAUUAAGUGAAACACUUCCUGUGUUCAAUCCAAAAGGAAUUUCUAGAGACUUUCUUCCCCCUUCCCGGCUUGAAAAAGGGAUCCGGCUGAAUUGCAGUUGGCAUGACAUCAAACCUCCUGUGAAAGCCACCUGAACAGACAAGAAACGUUAGUCAGAGUGCCGUUUGCUCACUCUGCAGUCAACAUUCCUGUCUGCUUUUAAGUAACUCACAAGGAACUUUGUGUCGUUCUACCCUUCAAAGGAAAUUUGCCAUCACUACGUCUUCUGGAUAGACCCUUCUUCCAGAAAACGAACCUAAAAAAAAAAUUGUGGUAGUCUGUAAACAAACUGAAAUGGGACCAACUACCUGCAAAUAACUUCAGUCUGAUGUCAAUCACAAACACGUGCAAUAAACUGAACUAGUGGUACCUAUUUUUCUCGACCGCUUUUGAACUUCAAACCUUGAUUCUCACCUGGUUUCUUAAGUAGACGUGCACACUGAAGAUAGCUUGAUACUAUAAUAUUGGACAUCAUGCAGGAGCUGCACGGUUGCGAAUGCUGACUUUGAAAUUAGCCAUCAAGUUUCCCAACCAAGGAACUCUAGCUAGG